Medicago truncatula (barrel medic) is the source of this 3621-nucleotide messenger RNA. RefSeq lists its product as uncharacterized. Gene Ontology annotation, molecular function: nucleic acid binding; RNA-DNA hybrid ribonuclease activity. Gene Ontology annotation, biological process: DNA integration. NCBI's taxonomy places the organism in Eukaryota, Viridiplantae, Streptophyta, Magnoliopsida, Fabales, Fabaceae. The coding region runs from base 1 to 3621 and encodes 1206 amino acids. The record is from RefSeq and is a predicted model, not a curated record. The transcript has 5 exons.
AUGGGAAGCUAUGUUGAAGGGACGCCUUUUCAGGGAUUUAUCAUAGAAGAAGAGAGUACCAAGAAGAGUAAGGCAUCUAUUUCUUCUCUGAAGGAUGCUCAGAAAGUGAUACAAGCUGGAGGCUCUCCCAGCUGGGGAAAGUUGAUAGAACUGCCAGAGAACAAGCGCCGAGAAGGACUGGGUUUCUGCCCAUCAGCUGAUUUGUCCAAGCCUAAGAUCGUUGGCGAACCGAUCAGAGGUACUUUCCACAGCUCUGGGUUCAUUCAUGCAAUCAUUGAAGAUAAUCCCGAAAGAGUGCCACGAAGCUUUGUGACACAAGGAGGGUCUAGCCACAAUUGGGUUGCUGCGGAAGAAGAAGAGAACGAAGAGAUUCCCGACGAAAUAUCUCGGCUACUUGAACAAGAAAGAAAGAUCAUUCAGCCUUAUGGGGAAGAAUUAGAAGCAAUCAACUUGGGUACCGAAGAAGACAAGAAGGAGAUCAAGAUUGGGGCAUCACUUGAGGUAAGUGUCAAGAAGCGAGUGAUAGAGCUUCUCAAAGAAUAUGUUGAUGUGUUCGCUUGGUCGUACCGAGAUAUGCCAGGUCUGGAUACUGAUAUUGUGGUACACCAUUUGCCUUUGAAGCCCGAAUGUCCGCCGGUCAAGCAGAAAUUGAGAAGAACCCGUUCUGAUAUGGCCCUCAAGAUCAAAGAGGAAGUGCAAAAACAGAUCGAUGCAGGUUUCCUCUUUACAUCAAAAUACCCUCAAUGGCUAGCCAACAUAGUGCCUGUUCCGAAGAAGGAUGGCAAAGUCAGAAUAUGUGUUGAUUACCGUGACCUUAACAAAGCUAGUCCCAAAGAUGAUUUUCCAUUACCUCAUAUUGAUGUACUGGUUGACAGCACUGCAAAAUCCAAAGUGUUCUCCUUCAUGGAUGGUUUCUCCGGUUACAAUCAGAUCAAGAUGGCGCCCGAAGACAAAGAGAAGACGUCUUUCAUCACACCUUGGGGCACUUUCUAUUACAGAGUAAUGCCGUUCGGUUUGAUCAAUGCAGGGGCUACUUAUCAAAGGGGUAUGACUACUAUCUUUCACGACAUGAUACACAAAGAGAUUGAGGUUUAUGUGGAUGACAUGAUCGUCAAGUCAAUCACUGAAGAACAACAUGUUGAGUAUUUGCUAAAGAUGUUCCAACGGCUAAGAAAGUACAGACUUCGUCUGAAUCCCAACAAGUGUACUUUUGGUGUUAGAUCCGGAAAGCUUCUGGGCUUCAUUGUUAGUCAGAAAGGUAUUGAAGUAGAUCCAGACAAGGUCAAAGCCAUCAGAGAGAUGCCAGCUCCGCAAACAGAAAAACAAGUAAGGGGGUUUCUCGGACGACUGAACUACAUCUCCCGUUUCAUUUCUCAUAUGACUGCAACAUGUGGGCCGAUAUUCAAACUCCUCCGCAAGGAUCAAGGGAUUGAUUGGACAGAAGAUUGCCAGAAAGCUUUUGAUAGCAUCAAAGCGUACUUACUAGAACCUCCGAUUCUCAUCCCUCCAGUUGAAGGAAGACCACUAAUCAUAUACUUGACUGUACUAGAAGAUUCCAUGGGUUGUGUGCUCGGACAACAAGACGAAACUAGAAGAAAGGAGCAUGCCAUUUAUUAUUUAAGCAAGAAGUUUACUGAUUGUGAAUCUCGCUAUUCCAUGCUCGAGAAGACUUGUUGCGCACUAGCCUGGGCUGCUAAACGUCUCCGUCACUAUAUGAUUAGUCAUACUACUUGGUUGAUAUCUAAGAUGGAUCCGAUCAAGUACAUCUUUGAGAAACCUGCUUUGACAGGAAGAAUUGCCCGGUGGCAGAUGUUAUUAUCCGAAUAUGAUAUUGAGUAUCGUACCCAGAAAGCAAUCAAAGGCAGUAUCCUUGCUGAUCACUUGGCUCACCAACCAAUUGAAGACUAUCAGCCCAUCAAGUUCGACUUUCCUGACGAAGAGAUUAUGUAUUUGAAGAUGAAAGAUUGUGACGAACCACUACUCGGGGAAGGUCCAGAUCCUGAAUCAAAAUGGGGUCUAAUAUUCGACGGAGCUGUUAAUGUUUAUGGUAGUGGAAUUGGGGCAAUCAUUAUUACUCCUAAGGGUGCACACAUCCCCUUCACUGCCAGGCUAACAUUCGACUGUACAAACAACAUGGCAGAGUACGAAGCGUGUAUCAUGGGUAUCGAAGAAGCCAUCGAUCUGAGAAUCAAGAACCUCGACAUUUAUGGUGACUCAGCCCUUGUAAUCAAUCAAAUCACAGGAGAAUGGGAGACUCGUCACCCCGGCUUGGUUCCCUACAAAGACUAUGCAAGACGAUUACUGACCUUCUUCAACAAAGUCGAGCUACACCAUAUUCCUCGUGAUGAGAACCAGAUGGCGGAUGCUCUGGCUACUUUGUCUUCAAUGUACCAAGUAAAUCGUCGGAAUGAAGUACCACUGAUCCAUAUCAGACGUCUUGAGAGACCCGCUCAUGUAUUCGCCACUGAAGAAGUUGUUGAUGACAAGCCAUGGUUCCACGAUAUCAAAUGUUUCCUUCAAAGGCAAGAGUAUCCACUUAGAGCAUCCAGUAAAGACAAGAAGACUCUAAGAAGAUUGUCUGUCAAUUUCUUCCUGAACGGGGACAUUUUAUAUAAAAGAAACUUCGAUAUGGUGUUGCUCAGAUGUGUUGACAAACAUGAGGCAGACUUAUUGAUGCAUGAAAUACACGAAGGAUCCUUCGGAACUCAUUCUAACGGACAUACAAUGGCCAAGAAGAUAUUGAGAGCAGGUUAUUACUGGAUGACAAUGGAAGCCGACUGUUACAAGCAUGCCAGGAAGUGUUAUAAGUGUCAAAUCUAUGCCGAUAAGAUUCAUGUGCCGCCGACUGCACUCAAUAUUCUUUCCUCCCCGUGGCCAUUCUCUUUGUGGGGCAUUGACAUGAUUGGAAGAAUUGAACCCAAAGCUUCAAAUGGACACCGCUUCAUUCUAGUGGCUAUUGACUAUUUCACCAAAUGGGUUGAAGCUGCAUCUUAUGCUAAUGUGACCAAGCAGGUGGUAGUCAAGUUUAUCAAAAAUCAUAUUAUUUGCCGCUAUGGUGUCCCUAGCCGGAUCGUUACAGAUAAUGGGACGAAUCUGAACAACAAGAUGAUGAAAGAAUUGUGUGAUGAUUUCAAGAUCGAACACCAUAAUUCUUCGCCUUACAGACCUCAGAUGAAUGGGGCAACCCCUUUCUCUUUGGUAUAUGGCAUGGAGGCAGUACUUCCCAUAGAAGUUGAGAUUCCUUCAAUACGAGUUUUAAUGGAGGCUGAAUUAUCAGAGGCUGAGUGGGUUCAAAGUAGGUAUGACCAAUUGAAUCUGAUCGAAGAAAAGCGCAUGUCUGCUCUUUGUCAUGGUCAGCUGUAUCAAAAGAGGAUGAAGCAGGCUUUUGACAAGAAAGUUCAUCCCCGUGAAUUCAAAGAAGGUGAUCUUGUGCUCAAAAAAAUCUUGACUUUCCAACCCGACUCUAGGGGCAAGUGGACGCCUAACUAUGAAGGCCCGUAUGUUGUCAAGAAAGCUUACUCAGGCGGUGCCAUGACUCUUCAAACCAUGGAUGGUGAAGAACUUCCACGUCCUUCUGUCAUUCAAAUCAAUAAUAUUCGAGCAUAUGGCCCUUCUGUUUGA